AUGGCUUACAACGCCAUGAUGCUGCCGAAUGUGGCGGCUGUGACAACGGAACUCUGGCCCUCUGUCGCGAAUACCGUCAUGGUCCCCUGGAAGAGCUCGACGAGCCCGAUUUCGAGACGAUCCCGCAACGCCCAGGUUGCAACCCCGGCGCCUUCCACCGAUGCAAAGGUGCAGCAUAUCCAACAAGUGACCGAGCCCCAUAUCCCUGAGUUUCUUCGAAACGUCACUCUCCGCGCCUUGAACUCUCCCACUGGCCCCGAUGCGAUGGUCCCCACUACCGUCCAAACAACCAUUGCGAACCUGACCCGAGUGGGCCUUCAUGCUGCGAACCCAGUCUUGCGACGACCGUACUUCCAACCCGCCGUCUCCGCAUCGCCGUCUUUUGUCCGCCUAUUCAUGCGAUCUACCCCUGGCCUUUGGUCAUCUUCCCGAAGCAUAUCUACGUUCCGUGCAAUCAAUACCCAACAGAGAGGAUUUGGCACAUCAAACGGUAUUUCUCGCAACCAACUUGCUUCUCUUGAGGAGUCUGCCAACAGGAACCCCGGAAAUGCAAAUGCCCAAAAUGCCUUCUAUCAACUUCUUCUUCGAGCCAACAUGCCCGCCAUUCUGGUUGAACGAUACCAGUCCAAUCGCUUUGCGACCAACCCCGGAACUGACGACGCCUACCGCAAGGCUCUUGGGUUACUGGGUGCUGGCGUGAACAAUGCUGCCAAUGCCUCUGCUGCUGGAUCCUAUGGCCGGACUCAGUGGCCAACUUUCGAGCAGGCUGUUGGAAACGCUGCCGUGGCUGGAUCCGGAGCCGCCGGUAACGGAAUGGGCCAUAAGGGUGAACCCAUCCACGUCAUUGUCCAAGAGUCUACUCGCUCUGUCGUUUUCCGAUGGUUCAAGUUCCUGGCUACCUUCCUCGUUGUUACCUACCUGUGCUUCGCCGCCGUUACGAUUCUGAUUGAGACGCUCAGCACCUUCCGCCGCGGACCUGGCCACAAGCAGGACUCUGAGGUCAAGGCCGAGAAGCAGACUACCACUUUCAAUGAUGUCCACGGUUGUGACGAGGCCAAGGAGGAGCUUCAAGAAGUUGUUGAGUUUCUCAAGAACCCCGAAAAGUUCACUGACCUCGGUGCCAAGCUGCCCAAGGGUGUCCUUCUCGUUGGCCCUCCUGGAACUGGAAAGACUCUUCUUGCACGAGCCGUCGCUGGUGAAGCCGGUGUCCCCUUCUUCUACAUGUCUGGUAGCGAGUUCGAUGAGAUCUUUGUUGGUGUUGGAGCCAAGCGAGUUCGCGAACUUUUCGCCGCAGCCAAGUCAAAGUCUCCGGCGAUUGUGUUCAUCGACGAACUCGAUGCUAUUGGUGGCAAGCGCAACCCUAGAGAUCAAGCCCAUGCCAAGCAAACACUCAACCAACUGCUCACCGAACUCGAUGGAUUCGAUCAAGAGACCAAGAUUAUCAUCAUUGGAGCCACCAACCUUCCCAAGAUGCUUGACAAGGCACUCAUUCGACCCGGACGCUUCGACCGCCAUGUCAAUGUGGAUCUACCCGAUGUUCGUGGCCGCAUUGCCAUCCUGAAGCACCACGCCAAGAAGAUCAAGGUUUCUCCCGAUGUUGACCUGGAAGCCAUUGCUGCUCGCUGCCCUGGCCAAUCUGGCGCUGAGCUUGAGAACAUGCUCAAUGUUGCUGCCCUCCGAGCUAGCAGAGCCAAGGCAAAGCUGGUUUCGAAGAACGAUCUGGAUUGGGCAUUUGACCGAGUUACCAUGGGCUCCGAGAGGAAGUCGAUGGUUGUCACCGAAAAGGAAAAGGAAAUGACUGCGUACCACGAGGCCGGCCAUGCUCUUGUUCAGCUCUUCGACAAGGAGAGCUCAAACACCCUGUACAAGGUCACUAUCCUUCCCAAGGGUCCCUCGCUGGGCCACACUGCCCAACUCCCUCAGAUGGAUAAGUAUUCCUAUACCGCUGCCGAGUACAUGUCAAAUAUCCGCGUUCUGUUGGGAGGAAAAAUGGCUGAAGAAAUGCGCUAUGGUGGCGACAGGGUGACCUCUGGAGUUUCAUCGGAUCUUGAGAGAGCUACCGACCUGAGCUAUAUGAUGGUCACCCUCUUCGGUAUGUCCAGUGCCCUAGGACCUGUCGAGUAUGGCAGACGAUACGAAAACCUCAGUUCGGAGACCAAGGCCGCGAUUGAAGGCGAGGUGCAAAAGCAGUUGAGGAAGUCAUAUGAGGAUGUCAGGACACUGUUGACAGAGAAGCGAAACGAACUUGAUCUGCUUGCUAAGGCACUUGUUCGGUACGAGACUCUGGACAAGUCCGAGGUCGAAAAGGUCAUUCGAGGCGAGAACCUCCCGGGCCGCAUCACUAUUCCGAAGGGACCCUUGACGUUGCCGAUCCCUGACCAGGUGCAACCUCCCGGUCUGGGUGGUAUUGCCCAACCCCAGCCACCAGAGUCUCCGCCUCCCGCAGCCGCCGCGGACACAUCCAACACUAAUAGCUGA
This is a messenger RNA of Ilyonectria robusta, 2478 nucleotides long. Its product is annotated as P-loop containing nucleoside triphosphate hydrolase protein. Gene Ontology annotation, cellular component: mitochondrial inner membrane. NCBI's taxonomy places the organism in Eukaryota, Fungi, Ascomycota, Sordariomycetes, Hypocreales, Nectriaceae. Bases 1 to 2478 code for a protein of 825 amino acids. The transcript is spliced from 4 exons. Gene Ontology annotation, molecular function: ATP-dependent peptidase activity; ATP binding; metalloendopeptidase activity. The record is from RefSeq and is a predicted model, not a curated record. Gene Ontology annotation, biological process: mitochondrion organization; protein quality control for misfolded or incompletely synthesized proteins.